AAACAAAAAACAGUGUCCAUUAGAGAGGUUACAGAGAGAGAGAGAGAUAUUUGGAGAGAGAAAGAGAAAGAGCGCGCGUUGUCGUUUUCAUUUUCUUGAGUUUUUAUUUUGGUGCCAAAUAUUUUAGAUUUUCCCUCUUCUUUCAAAUUUUUUCUCUUCACUUUUAAACCUUUUCAUCUUCCCUCUUCCUUUUCUUCUUCACAAAACCCUUUUUCGAUACCAAUUUCGCCACGUUUCUUUUCUUCUCAUAAUUUUAAAUCUAUAUUUUCGCUCGAGAAUCUCGCGUUUUCGAAGCUCUAUGCUUCUCGUUCUCUGAAUCAAGUCGUUUAUUAUUAUUUUUUAUAAAAUUUAUAGGGUAUUUUUACCGUUGUUUUGAAACCCUAAUUUGAAAGUUUGAUUCAAAAAUCAAUGUCUUGUUCAAAUUCUCUUUCAAUGGCAAGUUCACUUUCUGAAACCCUUGACGGUGAUGGACUGAGUCCUAUGUUGACUGAUCUUCACGGAGCUCCCGUUCAAUAUCCAGCCUCUUAUGAAAUAAUCAACCGCAAAUCGGCAUCUGUUUGGUCGGAGGCGUUGGAUCCUGGCUGUCAACCUCUGAAUUCGGCGAUGGCUUGUGAUGUGCCGCUGGACGAAUGGUUGCCAGAGGAUCAUCUCGAUGAUAGUUGGUUGUAUGGUGAUGAGCCCUCAAAGGAUGAGCUUUAUGCUUCUGAUUCUAAAGCUGCACCGUGGAUGAUUGGAGCUGGGCUUGCAAAUCUUGGGAACACUUGCUUUCUCAACUCAAUUACGCAAUGCUUCACGCAUACAGUGCCCCUAGUUGACGGUCUUCUUUCGUGCAGCCAUUCUUCUGAUGGUCAUAAUGGGUACUGUGUUUUUUGUGCUUUCCGCUGCCAGAUGCAACAUUCCUUGCAGUCUACUGGAACUGUUAUCUCACCUGUGAUACUUGUGGAUAAUUUGAGACAUUUUUCUUCUAUGUUUACAAAUCAUCAACAAGAGGAUGCACAUGAAUUUAUGCAGUGUGCAUUGGAUAAGCUUGAUUCAUGUUUUUUAAGUUUGAAGAAGAAUGAUCCAAGUUUUGAGGGUGAGAAUAUUGUAAACAAAGUUUUUGGAGGAAGUCUAGUUAGCAAGCUCCGAUGUUGUACCUGUGGCCACUCUUCUGACACGAAGGAGCCAUUGAUUGACUUGAGUUUAGAAAUAGAAAAUGUAGAUUCUCUGUCAAGUGCUUUAGAAUCUUUCACUAUGGUGGAAAACAUUGAUGAAAAGCUUAAAUGUGAGGGCUGCAAUGAAGAAGUUUCUAUGGAGAAACAGCUUGUGUUGAAUCAGACACCUUCUAUUGCUGCAUUCCAUUUAAAGAGGUUCAAGACAGAUGGGGUUUUUGUUGAAAAGAUCGACAAGCAUAUUGAUUUCCCAUUGGAGUUGGACUUGCAGCCUUACACCAUUUUGAAUGAAAUCAAUAAUGUACCAUUGAAAUAUGAUCUAUAUGCAGUUGUUGUGCAUAUUGGAUUUUCAUCUAACUCGGGGCAUUAUUUCUGCUUUGUUCGCACUGCUCCAGACACAUGGCAUAAGUUGGAUGAUUCAAAGGUUACUAAGGUAUCACAAAACACUGUGCUGUCUCAGGAAGCAUACAUAUUGUUUUACGCCCAACAGAAUACUCCUUGGUUUUCUGAGUUUUUAGAAUCUACAAUUCCAUCACUUGAUUUGAGUAGGAUGAAUACAUCUCCCAAGUCUGUUUUAGACAUCAGUGAUGGACAGGAUAAGUCAUUUCCAAUUAUAAAUCAAAAUGUCGAGAUGAAUGAGGCUGAGGACUCCAAAAAAAAAUCUGAAAAGAAGUUUGAUUAUUCUCGUCGACAAAGUCAUGAGUUGCUUAAAAUUGAUGAUGUUAUUGAUGCUUCUCCUCGCGGUGAACAAUUUCCUGCUGGGCCUUCAAAUCAGAAAACUCUUACUGUGAAAGGAUUGGAAGAUAUCAACUCCAAAGUUCAACCUUUGAAUAGUGUCAGCUUGACUGGUACUGCAAAGGCUGGUGGGAGUUCAUAUGCUAAUAACAGUGCUCAUGAUAAAAACAAAUCUCAUCAUAAUGUUAUGGAUUUCAUAGAGAAUGAUAUUUUCAAUUCUAUUACUCCUCCCGACACACCCCCUUCUCAGACUCCAGGUAAGAAUUUCCAGAUCUCACGCGAACAUGUAAAGACAGAGAAUCAUGGGAGCAGUAGCAGUAAAAGAUCAUCAUCAAAUAAGUCAAAUAAAUCAUCCGAUAGUCCUGGAAAAAAAGCUGCCAUCACUUAUCUUAAGAAGAUGCCUGGUUUAAGGAGAGGUGCAUUUUUGGACCUAGUUAAUGCUUGUCAUAACAAAACUUCUCCAAAGAACAAGAGAAAAAACACCUCGUUGCCGUCUGACAAAGGAAACAACAGUGCUCGCAAGAAAUCAAACCAUGCUUCUGUUGGCGGCUACCCUGUGGCAGCCGGAAUUUCACAAUAAAUAGUCUUUGGAUUUAGGCAUUUGGCUGUGUACUUAAUUUUUUAUAGUGAAAAUACCUUUAUCUGUGGUCUUUUUGCUAAAAAGUUAUCAACAACACCUUCGCCAAAUUGUAUAGUCACAACACUAACAUUGGUGAUGAGAAAAAGUAACUGUGGACAAGGAUGUACAUAGAAAGAUUUAAGGCAUAUUCCCAACUUCAAAUAAUGGUUAAAUUUUUAAUACUAUAGUUUAUCACAGAAAGAUUUUUA
This is a messenger RNA of Lathyrus oleraceus (garden pea), 2714 nucleotides long. RefSeq names its product ubiquitin carboxyl-terminal hydrolase 20. The record is from RefSeq and is a predicted model, not a curated record. The transcript has 8 exons. Gene Ontology annotation, cellular component: nucleus; cytosol. NCBI's taxonomy places the organism in Eukaryota, Viridiplantae, Streptophyta, Magnoliopsida, Fabales, Fabaceae. Gene Ontology annotation, molecular function: cysteine-type deubiquitinase activity. Bases 409 to 2466 code for a protein of 685 amino acids. Gene Ontology annotation, biological process: protein deubiquitination.